AUGGUCUCUCUUAAAAUAGUCCAAUCCUCUAACGCCCGUAUCGCGGCUCUGCCCAAAGGGCUAGUUGCCCUCUUCAUCGGCGCAACAUCAGGCAUCGGCCAGAGCACCCUCCAACAGCUCGCCCAGCACGCCCAGUCCCCGCGCAUCUACACCGUCGCUCGUCCUCAAACGGUAGAGUCGCACGUUGCCUUCCUCUCGUCGCUCCGCGAGACCAACCCAGACGGCACCUACGCCCUCAUCAAGGCCGACCAUGCUCUGGUCUCCGACAUUGACAAGGCAGUCGACGCCGUCAUCGCGAAGGAGAGCAAACUCGACAUCCUGUUCCUGUCAGCCGGCUUCAUUGCGUUUGAAGGAAGAGAGGACACCGUCGAGGGCCUCGACCCGUCCAUGUCGACCCGGUACUAUACCCGUCUCCGCGCCCUGCAGAGACUUCUACCCCUCCUCAAGAACGCCGCCCACCCGCGCGUCGUCUCCGUCCUGGCAGCCGGCUUGGAGAACACCAUCGACGAGGACGACCUAGACCUUCGUAAACCAGGCAACUGGGCCUUCUGGCCUGCCUCAGUUCAUACCGCGACAAUGGGGACCCUAGCCCUCGAAGUUUUGGCACGGGAGAAUCCAAAGUUGAGUAUCGUACACAUGUUUCCUGGCGCCGUUGCCACCCCUGGUCUCCAAAGGGCGCGCAAGUACGGCAUGGACCCGCCAGGGGAGAUGAGUGUCGAGGAGGCAGGUGUAAGGGGAUUGUUUCUGGCUACAAGUGAUCGCUAUGCGAUCCAGGGAGGAGAGGGUCUUGUGCCGGUGCCUGAGGGGCUUGAAGUUGCAAAGAAAUCGGAUGGUGGGAUCUUUUUAAUUGAUCAACAGGGAGAGAGCGUGAGCAAUGAAAAGGUGCUGGGCGACAUGAGGAAGCGAGGUGUCGAUGAGAAAGUAUGGAAGUUUACGUUGGGUUUGUUCGAUGACUUGGUUGCACAUUGA
Messenger RNA from Colletotrichum spaethianum, 969 nucleotides. RefSeq names its product oxidoreductase andH. The record is from RefSeq and is a predicted model, not a curated record. The coding region runs from base 1 to 969 and encodes 322 amino acids. The transcript has a single exon. Gene Ontology annotation, biological process: secondary metabolic process. Lineage: Eukaryota; Fungi; Ascomycota; Sordariomycetes; Glomerellales; Glomerellaceae.